Molecule: messenger RNA, 1015 nt
Organism: Anopheles bellator
Lineage: Eukaryota; Metazoa; Arthropoda; Insecta; Diptera; Culicidae
Exons: 1
Coding region: 1-882 (293 amino acids)
Source: RefSeq, a predicted model, not a curated record
AUGUGGUCUACGAUUCUUUUAGUUGUACCGCUGUUGGGGAUAGGUUAUGCUGCGGAGAUUCGCCUCAAGCGCCAAGGCUUUGCUCCGGCUGCAGAGUGUAUCAUUUCGGAAGCCGAUAUAGACGAGAUCGUACAGCUCACGAAAAUGCUUGACGGACGUAGAUCCAAAAAGCGCCCUUCUAACCGAGCACCGACUGCGGAGCUCACGGAUGGUUGUACCCGUAAGUUGGCAGAGUUUAAAACGUCGAUCCAGGACGUGCUGGCUCGGUACGGUACGAUGAAGAAAGAGUGGAUAAAGGCCAGCGAAUAUGAGCUACUGAAAGCCAAGCAGGAGUCGGAGAUCAGUGAUUUACUGCGGGAAGUGGACAAUCUUGAACGCGAAGCGGAGCAGAGAUAUCGGGCGGAGCUCGAGAAGCUGCGCAACAGUCUGCAGCGGUUACAUCGCCAAUUGAACGAGAAUUUGCGUCAACUCGAACAGGAAAGGCUUGCUGGCCGGCGGGCACAGGAGGCACUGUGCGUUACCAACAUUCAGGGCGGUAGAGCCGAGAACGCGGUGCGAAUAUUUCGUGCCCUUAACGGAAGCUACGACACGGUGCGUGUCACUAACGAUACAUACCGGGAUGAUAGAGACAUGGUGGAACCGUUGGUCGAGUUCUUCAAGGCACUUCGUGAUGACGCACAGACAUUCGACACGAUCGGUGGUUUGGAGGAAUUGCACAAGCAACUUGAGCGCAACAACCAGCUAGAUUUAGAGCGAAGCCGAACGAUUUUCCAUUCGUUAGUUGGGCUAGAGAACUAUUACACCGCGGAUGUGGAUGUGGUUCGAGUGCAGAAGCUGCGUAUCAAGUUAAUGGACACUCUUCGUGCUCUUAGAAAUCAGUGAAGUGGGAACUUCGUAGACUCGAAAUAACUGAAUUAGGAUCAGGCUUUUAUCAAUUAACGAUUGGUACAGAUCUUAUAAUCGUAAUAGUUCAUUUUUCUCGCAUAGCUCAUAUCUUCAAAUGAAGCAAAUAAAC